This is a messenger RNA of Lasiosphaeria miniovina, 2480 nucleotides long. RefSeq names its product glycoside hydrolase. The coding region runs from base 140 to 2005 and encodes 621 amino acids. Gene Ontology annotation, biological process: mannose trimming involved in glycoprotein ERAD pathway; carbohydrate metabolic process. The transcript has a single exon. The record is from RefSeq and is a predicted model, not a curated record. Lineage: Eukaryota; Fungi; Ascomycota; Sordariomycetes; Sordariales; Lasiosphaeriaceae. Gene Ontology annotation, cellular component: membrane; endoplasmic reticulum. Gene Ontology annotation, molecular function: mannosyl-oligosaccharide 1,2-alpha-mannosidase activity; calcium ion binding.
GCGGGUCGACGCGACGCGGAGGUCGACGUGGUCUCGUCCCGUCGAACUUGCGCACCUGAAAACUCGCCGCAGCCCAGCCCAGGCCGAGCCCGAGCCCGCGCCGACUUCAUAGCAGCGCACGGCUGCAUCUACCAGCAUAAUGGGCUUGUCGAGGAGACGGAUGACGGGCUAUGUCUUUGUCGCAGUGUUUUUCCUGCUAAUUCUGACGCUGCGCCGCAAUCUGCGUCUCAAUCCUGCCAGAAGUCCGUUUGCUGAGGCUGAAGCACAUGAUCACGGAAAUGGCAAUGGCAACGGCAACGGCAACGGCAACGGCGCCUCCAACAAGUUCCACUCCCCGUGGGCCAGCUUUCCGCAGCGGUACCCCGUCCGGUCGAUGCGCCCGCUGCCCACCGGCACUCCGCUGGCCCUUCCCCGGAUCCAGAACACCUUCCCCACCGAGACGGCCGACGACCGCAAGAAGCGGCUCGAGCGCAAGGCCGCCGUCAAGCAGGCCUUCAAGCGCUGUUGGUCCUCGUACCGCGAAAAGGCUUGGAUGAGCGAUGAGCUGACGCCGCUGUCCGGCGGCGGCCGCGAGACCUUUGGCGGGUGGGGCGCCACCCUCGUCGAUAGCCUCGAUACCCUGUGGAUCAUGGGCAUGAAGGCCGAGUUCGCCGACGCCGUCGACGCCGCCGCCGCCAACAUCAGCUUCGCCACCACCUCGCGCACAGACGUCAACAUCUUCGAGACCAACAUCCGCUACCUGGGCGGCUUCCUCGCUGCCUACGACCUCAGCGGCGACAAGCGGCUGCUCGCCAAGGCCGUCGAGGUCGGCGACCUCAUCUACGCGGCCUUCGACACCCCCAACCGCAUGCCCCUGACCCGCUGGCGCCUGCACGACGCCGCCCGCGGGACCCCGCAGGAGGCGGGCGAGAACGUGCUGCUGGCCGAACUAGCGUCCUUCUCGCUCGAGUUCGUCCGGCUCUCGCUGCUGACGGGCGACGCCAAGUGGUUCGACGCGGUGCAGCGCAUCACGGAGCCGCUGCACGCGCAGCAGAUGAUGUCGCGGCUGCCGGGCAUGUGGCCUGUCGUGGUCAGCGCCAAGAAGCAGCACUUCAACCAGCACCUCGAGCACACGCUGGGCGCCAUGUCCGACUCGGCCUAUGAGUACCUGCCCAAGACGCACGCCCUGGUCGGCGGCCUGCUGCCCAUGUACCGCGACAUGUACGAGGCCGCCAUGGACACGGCGCUGCGCCACGCCAUCUUCCGCCCCAUGCUGCCCGACCGCGCCGACGUGCUGCUGGCCGGCAUGGCCAUGGCCAACGUGGACAGCGGCGGCCACCGCGCAGCCGUCACCGUCAAGCCCGAGGGCCAGCACCUCGUGUGCUUCGCCGGCGGGAUGCUGGCGCUCGGCGGCCGGCUCGUCGAGAACCAGACCCACGUCGACGCCGGCGCCAAGCUCGCCGACGGCUGCGUGUGGGCGUACCGCGCCAUGCCGCACGGCAUCAUGCCCGAGACGUUCCACAUGCUGCCGUGCCCCUCCUCGCAAGGCUCGGAACACUGCCCGUGGGACGAGGACGCGUGGAAGCGCGCCGUGCUGCAGCGCGCGGGCAUGCGCGCCGAGACGGCGGCCGAGCUGGCCGAAGCCGACGCCGUGGUUGCCGCGGCCCGCCUGCCUAAGGGCUUCACCGCCAUCGGCGACGCGCGCUACAUCCUGCGGCCCGAGGCCAUCGAGAGCGUGUUCGUGCUGUACCGCGUAACGGGGCGGCGCGCGUUGUUGGAUGACGCCUGGGCCAUGUGGCAGGCCAUCGACAAGGCGACGCGCACGGACCUGGCCAACGCGGCUCUUGACGACGUGACGGUCGAUGCGGACACGUCCCCGCCCCAGUCGGACUCGAUGGAGAGCUUCUGGCUCGGCGAGACGCUGAAGUACUUUUAUCUUGUCUUUAGCGAUCCGGGUGUGGUCAGUCUCGACGAGUUCGUUUUCAAUACCGAGGCCCACCCGCUGCGACGGCUGCGGCCGGCAUGAGGGACUGGCGGUGUUGUGGCUGGCGGUGUUGUGGCUAUGAAGUGGUUUUUGUUUCCUUUUUGGAGUCGCUCGCACUGUUUUGGCUAGAUGAGGCGGGCGGUCACAAGUUUACGGACGCACUGGUGACUAGAUGGGCUAUCGCGUCAGGUUUCAACAGGCACCCCGGCUAUCACCUUCCCUGCCGAGCAGCAUGGAUGGAUGGAUCGCAUGGAUGGAUGGAUGGACAAGGCCGGAGCUGGUUUCAUGCCACAGCAGUUUGGCAAUACCUACCCUAAUUAAGCGAUAGACGGCUUCUAAUUGCUUGAAAUACACCUUCCUUUUCAUGGCACGACACAGCUGUUCCUCUCGUGAUUAGUUAAUCCCGGGUCUGGGUGGCCGGGGAGGAUGUAUGGAUAUAGGGUAGCAUCAAGGUUCACGACACUUUGGAUCUGCGAAUUACUUGGAGCGAGGUAGGCUACGUACGGUGUUUGAUUCU